Messenger RNA from Parascedosporium putredinis, 1293 nucleotides. The record is from the annotation of a GenBank genome assembly. NCBI's taxonomy places the organism in Eukaryota, Fungi, Ascomycota, Sordariomycetes, Microascales, Microascaceae.
AUGGAUCCGCACUCGAGUGGCCACGGCCAAGGCCGUCGGUUGGUCACGUCAACCACUGCCCCAGCCUCAUCAGCAUCACACCGCCGAAAUGAUGAGUCAUGGGUAGAGCUUGCCUCGCAGCCCUCUUCAUCAUCGUUAUCCUCUAUCGGCGGCGAUGAGAUUGUCACCGUUGGCUUGCACGUCGCCGGGUCCUACCCGCCCCGCAACCGUCGACGCAGCUAUCCCGCGCGUUACUCCUAUCCUCAUGCGAAUCCUCACUUUCAAGCCGGCGGCGCUAGCAGCCAAGAGGAGUACGAGGCGAGCGAGAGCGAAGAGGAUCGAAACCUUGCUAGCUCUACCGAACAGGUCUCCCCUUCCGAACUACCCCCGCCGCCCCGAUUCCAGCUACAGCAGCCUGUUAUUUCAGAUUCCGAAUCGGAUGACUCGGACGACGACCACGCAACCGCGAUAGGCACCCGAGGCCCCGAUAAUCACGUAUUCCGGCCCCAGCCCAAUGCGUUUUCGAACCCUCCUUCUACCCUCGGCCGGAGAAGACAUUCUUCCACAACGACGGUAACCUCCCACCCGCACAGUAGCGUAAACCGCCCGCACUUGGCCCAGCGGGCCCAGACCCGCGUGCACCGGGGCCACCAUCAACCCGAUUUCCUGUCCCAGGCAGACAACGACGCCGCACUCCGUGCCUCGCUCACAACACUCUUGUCCUGCGCCGCGGCUGCCCGUGGUCUUCCCAAGUACAAGGAUGAAGCGGAUAAGAGCCGCGGCUCUCCGGGAAGUGCUGGAACUGGUGCCGGCGCUGCCACAUCUAACCAGCCCCUAGGGUUGAGACUCGUCCCCGAGUCGGAACUUAUGAACGAGGGGCAGUCAACAGCUCAACCUGGCAGGCCUACCCAGCCAGGACACCCACGCUCCGGACCCUCUUCUCCCGCGAGAUCGUCGAGCAGGGGAGCGUCUACCCCAGACAAGUCGAAGCGGGGUGCCUCUGCAAUUAGCAGAGGCACCAGGGCGAGCAAGAAGAAGAGAACCGCCGUUGCGGAUGACGCCCUUCUUAGCCCGACUUUGAUGACUUGGGUCUUCAGUGCCGGCGUGGUGGUCCUCGUCUCCGUUGUAGGCUUUGGCGCGGGAUACGUCAUCGGCCGCGAGGCAGGGAAGCAGGAAGUCCUCGCCUCCGCGAGCACGAGCUUCAACGCAUCCGACACUACGUCCUGCGGGAGGGAGGUUAUGCAUUCUUCUGGAGGCGGCCUACGACGCCUCAAGUGGGGAGCGGCAGUCGGGAAGACGGUGGCUGCCUCGUAA